Messenger RNA from Malassezia japonica, 666 nucleotides. RefSeq names its product t-SNARE VTI1 (gene vti1). Gene Ontology annotation, molecular function: SNARE binding; SNAP receptor activity. NCBI's taxonomy places the organism in Eukaryota, Fungi, Basidiomycota, Malasseziomycetes, Malasseziales, Malasseziaceae. Gene Ontology annotation, cellular component: Golgi apparatus; late endosome membrane; SNARE complex. Bases 1 to 666 code for a protein of 221 amino acids. The record is from RefSeq and is a predicted model, not a curated record. The transcript is spliced from 4 exons. Gene Ontology annotation, biological process: intracellular protein transport; intra-Golgi vesicle-mediated transport; vesicle fusion with Golgi apparatus.
AUGGCGGAGCUGUUUGAGUCGUACGCGUCGGACUUUGCGCAGCUCGUGGACUCGGUGCGCGACCGCAUCAAGGCGGACGUGAGCAAGCUCUCGGCGGAUGCGCGGCGCAGUGCGCUGCAGCACGCCGAGGCCGAGGCGGAAGAAGCGAACGAGCUGCUGAUGCAGAUGGAGAUCGAGGUCAAAUCCUUCCCCCAGAGCGUGCGGGAGCGCUACACGGGCAAGCUACGUGAUCUGAAGAGCGACUAUGAGAAGCUGCAGCGCGACAUCAAAGCGCAGCGGCAGCCGAGCAACAGCGGCAGCGGCCUGCCGGUCGACAGCUAUACCGACGGCGACCUGGAGGCGGACGAAGCGCCGUCGCAGCGCCAGCGCCUGCUCCAGGGCACGUCGCUGCUCGAGCAAGGCACUGAGCGCCUGCAGGCCUCGACGCGCCUCGCGCUCGAGACGGAGGAUAUCGGCGCCAACAUCCUGCAGGACCUGCGUGGCCAGCGCGAGCAGAUUGAGCACAGCCGCGACACACUCCAUGGCGCGAAUACGCACAUCGAUCGCUCGUCGCGGACGCUGCAGCGCAUGAUCCGUCGCGCGAAGCAGCAAAAGAUCGUGACGAUGGCCAUCGUCGUCGUGCUUGUCCUGCUCAUCCUCCUGAUUUUGUACUCCAAGCUCUUUUAG